This is a messenger RNA of Paramecium sonneborni, 533 nucleotides long. NCBI's taxonomy places the organism in Eukaryota, Ciliophora, Oligohymenophorea, Peniculida, Parameciidae. The record is from the annotation of a GenBank genome assembly.
UGAUCAAGAAAAUAGAAUAAAACAUGUGUGAAAAUUAUUGUAGAAUGCAAUUGUUGUAUCAACUUAGAUAAAGAAAAAUUAUGGAAAAUAAUUAAUAGAUCAAUAUUUAUGAUAGGAUAAAGAAAAAAGUUUAGAAUUAAAAAUUAUAGGAUUAAGAAUUAUCAUAAAAUGAAUCAACAGAUAAGGAAACCAUUUUUCCAUUUAUUAUUCGUAAAUCACCAUAAGAGUAUAAAGAAUUUAUAUAAAGCAUAAAUACUGGCAAAAAUAGGUUAAUUCCUUAAAAUAAAACAAUAUUUAAUGCAAAACUAAUAAAUGAUAAUAGAUCUAGAUCAGUAAGUAGAAAAAUAACACCUUUUUAUUAAAAAAAUAUAGUUUAUGAUCAAAUUAAUACAAGAUUAGAUAAAGAGAAAAAAACAAUAGUUGUAUUUUCUCAAAGAUAAAAUCCUUUGAAGAACGAUUAUAUUUAUAGAUUCUGCAAGAGAGAUUCAUUUUCAAGUUAAUCUGGAAGAAGUUAUUAAAACAAUUAUUUUUGA